Nymphalis io (European peacock) is the source of this 2485-nucleotide messenger RNA. RefSeq names its product membrane-associated guanylate kinase, WW and PDZ domain-containing protein 3 (gene dysc). Gene Ontology annotation, cellular component: stereocilia ankle link complex; stereocilium tip; cilium. The record is from RefSeq and is a predicted model, not a curated record. Lineage: Eukaryota; Metazoa; Arthropoda; Insecta; Lepidoptera; Nymphalidae. Bases 219 to 2318 code for a protein of 699 amino acids. Gene Ontology annotation, molecular function: protein binding. The transcript has 17 exons.
GGAGGCUCUCCCUCAUAAUAACAACACGCGCGCGAUCCGCCGCCCUGCUCCGACCUCUCGCAUUUAGUGCCGGUAGCGUGUGCAGUGCCACCACGUGAACCUUUCUUUAGGAACGAUAUGUGAAUAACAAAGUCUUUGUGUCCGCUCCCAUUGGAGCUAUGCCUCGUUAUCGCACAGCGCGCAAAAUGAAAUAGUAAGAGUGAUCGGUUGCCCCCGGCAUGAGGUCGGGGGAGGGCGAGGGCUCCGAGCUGGCGGAGUUCGGCGCGCGCUGGCCGCCGCCCUACGCGCAGGGCUACGGCUGGCGCUCCGCCACCCCCCAGCACCCGCCCGCGCACCACCUCGCGAGACAUUCACGCUCACAGCAGCGAUUGUUGCAGGAUAACCGUCACACCAGUUAUGAGGCGGAAGACGCGCGGGCGCGGGCGCGUGGUGGUGUGUACUACUCUCCGCCAGGCACCUCAUACACUAUAGUGGAACGACCGGCCUCCUCGCACGGUCACCACGCGCCAUACUCACAGCAUCAUUACCCGGGGAAGCUCUCAAGAGCACCCUAUCUUGGGUCUUCUAAUAUUGCUAACAGUGCAGGAGCAACUAGUCUACGUAAUAGUACGAAUCAUCUAAGUGCAAAUGGCAAGAAGAGACCGAUAUCACCGGAGCAAGUACUCCGUUUGUUCGGUCAAGGGGGAGCCGCGGCGCUGGGCAAGGCAUUGCCUCCUUCGCAUCCGCCGGCACCUUUGCCAGCACCUCUACCAGCACCAUUGCCAGCUAGGCGACAUUCGCCGGCUAGUAGUCCAAGCAGCACAACACAUCAUGCUAUAUACCGGGGCGAGCGGGACAGGGAGCGGCCGUAUUCUUCAGGAGGUGCGCCGCCGCCGCCGGCAGAACCCUCCACGCGGACCGUUACCAUGAGCCGCGACCCUGCAGACUCACAUGGCUUCGGCAUCUGUGUCAAGGGUGGGAAGGAAGCAGGUGUGGGUGUGUACAUAUCUCGGGUGGAAGAGGGCUCGGUGGCGGAGAGAGCGGGCCUUCGCCCCGGGGACUCCAUCCUACAGGUCAAUGGGACUCCUUUCUCGGGAAUAUCUCAUGAAGACGCGCUUAAAAUGUUAAAAUCAUGCCGGCAAUUGACAAUGGUUGUUCGGACAGCUGGUGCAUUAGUGGGAAGGGCAUCGUGUUCAUGGAUGGAUCGCUACGGAAGACCAGCUUCACCGCCAGCGCAGCGACCAUUGCGGUCCGCGAGCAAAGAUCGCUCUAUAAGAAGGGUGGAUUUAUGUAUCGAGCCGGGACAGUCAUUGGGUCUGAUGAUCCGGGGUGGACUGGAGUACAACCUUGGUAUCUACAUCACUGGGGUGGACAAGGAAUCAGUCGCGGACCGAGCGGGUCUUAUGGUCGGUGAUCAAAUAUUAGAAGUGAAUGGCCAAUCGUUUGUGAACGUGACUCACGAUGAGGCGGUCGCGCAGCUCAAGUACCACAAACGUAUGUCUCUGCUCGUAAGGGAUGUUGGAAAAGUUCCCCAUGCUUGUACUGCUUACGGAGAGAGGGACGCUGCCCCCAGAAUAAGCGGCUGGGGUAAACGAAGAGGGGCAGCAGCGACCGCCGUGGAACAGAAGGCCAAGUCGCUGUUACCGCAAAGCGAUAUACCGGCGCUAGCUUAUUAUAUGGAAGAGUACGCCUCAAGACGUCUCACUCCUGAUGCCUUUUUGACAGUGUUAAGAGAUCUUCUUGAUACGCCACAGAAGUACUCCCUUUUGACGGAAAUUCGAGAAUUUCUACUUCCGGAGGACCGGCCGCGGUUCGACGAACUUGUGUACAGGCGCCCUGAGGAUGGAACGGACCAUCAUUUGAAGCGGGGGAGUGAGAGACAUAUGCUGCCUUCUUCCACAAUGCACGAACUUCAUGAUCCGGAGGUGCCGGCAGAAGUACCUCUGGUGGUCGACCACCGCUCGCCCUCCGAAGACUCCGGUUUGGGUCUACCACCCCACGACCAAGCUUACAGGAGCGGGCGUGCUUGGCGCGCUGGAGACCCGCCGCCACCGGACGACGAGCUGGAGCCUCCGCCCGAGGAGUUCGAGGAGGAGGGUGGACGUUCUAGAAGACAUUCAUCCCCAUGUAAUUCGAGAGAGGGCAGUACAACAGCUCUACAUACGCAGCAUUACGACGAUACUGCACCAGUCUAUGCAGCGCCUGCAACAUGGGGAAGCGCAGAUCGACGAAGGCAGAGCAGCGAGAGUCGUACCCGACCACCAUGGAAAUCUACACAUCUCUGUGAAGAAGACCAAACCUAUCCUUGGCAUCGCGAUCGAAGGUGGUGCCAACACUAAGCAUCCGUUGCCUAGAAUAAUCAAUAUACAUGAGCAUGGUUCAGCAUACGAAGCUGGGGGGCUGGAAGUGGGACAGUUAAUUUUGGCGGUAGACGGGCAUCGAGUAGAAGGGAUGCAACAUCAAGAGGUUGCUCGACUCAUUGCUGAAUCCUUCGCGCAAAGGGAUA